AUGGCAUUGUCGCUGGAUGAAUUUAUCCACUCCCUUGACCUUCGGACCCUCCCCAGGGUCCUUGAAAUCCAGUCAGGCAUUUAUCUUGAAGGCUCAGUUUAUGAAAUGUUUGGAAACGAAUGCUGCUUGUCAACAGGAGAAGUGAUUAAAAUUAUUGGUCUCAAAAUUAAAAAGAUCAUAGCUGAAAUCUGUGAACACAGGGAAAGUGGUCAGUCUUCACGGUCAUUUGAACUGCCUAUGAAUUUUCCAGGUCUUUUUAAGAUUGUGGCUGAUAAAACUCCAUACCUUACCAUGGAAGAAAUUAUAAGAACAAUUCAUAUUGGACCAGGUAGGCUAGGACAUCCUUACUUCUAUCAUCAGAAGGAUAUACAACUAGAGAAUAUCAUCAUAAAGCAGGGCGAACACUUCACGCUCAAUGCAGUUGAAGAGAUCAAUGGAGAAAUGAUGGUGAACUGUGGCGUGAACAGAAAUCAUCAAAAUCACUCAUUUACUUUGCCUUUGUCACAAGAAGGGCACUUCUUUGAGUGUGAAGAUGAACAUAUUUAUACCCUCAAGGAGAUUGUUGAGUGGAAGAUCCCAAAGAAUAGAGCGCGAACUGUGAAGCUUACCGAUGUUUCAAAGAAGUGGGAUUCAACAAAUCCAUUUCCAAAAGGCUUUUAUGGCUCUUUGAUUCUCAAGCCUGUUUAUGAAAUUCAAGGUGUGAUGAAAUUUCAAAAGGAUAUAGUCCACCUUCUUCCCAGCUUAGAUGUUGAAGUCAAAGACAUUACUGAUCGCUAUGAGGCGAACUGGUUUCUUCAGCUCUUAUCUACAGAAGACCUUUUUGAAAUGACCAGUAAAGAGUUCCCUGUAGUGGCUGAAGUCAUAGAAGGGCCAGAAGGAAAGAAGCUGCCUGGAAACAUUUUACAGUCCGGGAAAACCAUUGUGAUCCACAAAAAGUACCAGGCAUCAAGGAUCUUAGCUUCAGAAAUUAGAAGCAAUUUUCCUAAACGACACUUCUUGAUCCCCAUGAGCUACAAAGGCAAAUUCAAGCGGCGACCUCGGGAGUUCCCAACUGCCUAUGACCUUGAGAUAGCUAAGAGUGAAAAGGAGCCUCUCCACGUGGUAGCCACCAAAGCCUUUCAUUCCCCUUAUGACGAGUUGUCAUCCAUAUCAGUUGGAGACCAGUUUGUAGUGCAUCACUCGCAGUCUACUGAAGUCCUCUGCAAGAAGGGAAAAAAAGCGCUGAAAGUUCUGGCCUGUGAAAAAAUCCUCAGAAAGUCUUAUGAGGCAACACUGCUGCCUUUGUACACGGAAGGAGGUUUUGUGGAGGUGAUUCAUGAUAAGAAACAGUACCAAAUUUCUGAGCUCUGCACACAGUUCCGCUUGCCCUUCAAUGUGAAAGUGUCUGUGAGGGACCUUUCUAUUGAAGAGGACACUUUGGCAGCCACACCAGGACUGCAGUUGGAGGAAGAUAUUACAGACUCUUAUCUACUUGUUAGUGACUUUUCCAACCCCAGCGAGUGCUGGGAAAUUCCUAUCAGCCGCUUGAAUAUGACUGUUCAUUUAGUUAGUAAUUUGCUUAGAGAAACAGAAUCAUUUUCAGUCAGGACUCUGGUUGAAGAGAUCUCUGAAGAACAAUAUUAUAUGAUGCGGAGAUAUGAAAGCUCUUUCUUGCUUCCCCCACCCCUCCCUCCCAAACAUCCCUUACUGGUGGAAGCUAAGUCAACUCUGCUAACCCAACCAGAACAAAGGAGAGCAGAUCUGCCUAAAUCUCCCAAGAGUCACCAUGUAGACAUGGCCAAGAAACCGCACUCUAGUCAAGCCGGCCCGAAUCCCAAAGAAGCAGGUGGGUGUCAGAAUAAUUCUGCCUAUGUGGACAGAGAGAGGAGCAAGAGUGGGACCACUGCAACAGCAGACACCAAUGUGACCACAGAUAUGUCAGUAAUUUCCUAUGCUGCCUCGGGGUGA
Molecule: messenger RNA, 1947 nt
Organism: Echinops telfairi (small Madagascar hedgehog)
Lineage: Eukaryota; Metazoa; Chordata; Mammalia; Afrosoricida; Tenrecidae
Gene: THEMIS
Product: thymocyte selection associated
Exons: 6
Coding region: 1-1947 (648 amino acids)
Biological process (GO): T cell receptor signaling pathway
Source: RefSeq, a predicted model, not a curated record